Molecule: messenger RNA, 2232 nt
Organism: Mus musculus (house mouse)
Lineage: Eukaryota; Metazoa; Chordata; Mammalia; Rodentia; Muridae
Gene: Sptlc3
Product: serine palmitoyltransferase, long chain base subunit 3
Exons: 12
Coding region: 294-1985 (563 amino acids)
Biological process (GO): sphingolipid metabolic process; sphingosine biosynthetic process
Cellular component (GO): endoplasmic reticulum membrane; serine palmitoyltransferase complex
Molecular function (GO): pyridoxal phosphate binding; serine C-palmitoyltransferase activity; transferase activity
Source: RefSeq, marked validated
GUCUCCAAAUCACCUUAGCCUCAAAAAGCAGCUAGCAGGGUAAACUGUACUCUCAGAAACAGGUUUGUUGCCAUGCAACACACAAUGCCACUGGAGUAGACUAGUAAAAGGUAACAGCUAAAGAUCUAGUCAAUAGAUAGGCUGUGGUUCUUCUUCUGGAAAUUCCUGACCGGUUGGAUUCCUUUAAAGGCUCUGCCCUACAGUGCUUUAUGUCAUUACUUCAGUUACUUGAAAACUGAAGUUCCAGGAGACUGCAGAAAGCGAACCUGCCUUGGCUCCAGCACAUCCGACCAAUGGCCAAUCUGAACGACAGUGCUGUUACAAAUGGGACUCUACACAAUCCUAAGACCCAGCAAGGAAAAAGGCAAAGCACUGGUUGUGUGAAAAAUGGAAUCUCAAAGGAAGCCCAGCAAAAUAGGAAGGCAUAUGCUGAGGAUAAGCCAGUCUUUGAGCCCUACCAGGAAGCACCACUUUAUGUCUACGUUUUAACUUACAUGGGAUAUGGAAUUGGAAUCCUAUUCGGCUAUCUCAGAGACUUUAUGAGAAACUGGGGAAUUGAAAAAUGCAAUGCAGCUGUAGAGCGAGAAGAACAAAAAGACUUUGUGCCGCUGUAUCAGGACUUUGAGAACUUUUAUAAGAGGAACCUUUACAUGAGAAUCAGAGACAGCUGGAGUCACACGGUCUGCAGUGCCCCAGAGCCUUACAUGAAUGUCAUGGAGAAAGUGACUGAUGACUAUAACUGGACAUUCAGGCAUACUGGAAAAGUUAUAGAAAAUAUCAUCAACAUGGCCUCCUACAACUACCUUGGGCUUGCAGGGAAAUAUGAUGAUUCGAUGGUGAGAGUUAAGGAUACUUUAGAAAAGUAUGGUGUAGGUGUGGCCAGCACCAGAAAUGAAAUGGGUACCUUGGAUAUACACAAGGAGUUGGAGGAUCUCAUGGCUGAGUUCUUGAAUGUAGAAGCAGUGAUGUCUUUUGGAAUGGGAUUCGCAACCAACGCAAUGAAUAUCCCUGUAUUUGUUGGAAAGGGAUGCCUCAUUUUAAGUGAUGAGUUUAACCACACUUCAGUCAUCCUAGGAUCUCGACUCUCAGGUGCAGUCAUAAGACCCUUCAAACACAAUAAUGCAGAAAACCUAGAGAAGCUCCUGAGAGAAGCUAUCAUCCGUGGCCAGCCUGGCACAGGGAGAGCUUGGAAAAAGAUUCUCAUCGUGGUAGAGGGCGUCUACAGCAUGGAAGGUUCCAUUGUGAACCUUGCCCAGAUAGUGGCUCUAAAGAAGAAAUACAAGGCUUACCUGUACAUUGAUGAAGCUCACAGUAUUGGCUGUACAGGCCCCACGGGACGAGGCGUCAGAGAGUUAUUUGGACUGGACCCUGAAGAUAUUGACGUAUACAUGGGUACAUUCACCAAGAGCUUCUCGGGCUCAGGAGGAUAUAUAGGCGGGAAAAAGGAAAUUGUGGAUUAUUUACGGAUGCAGUCACAUAGCACUACUUAUGCUACAUCCAUGAGUCCCGUAGUAGCAGCACAACUCAUCAGAUCAUUGAAGAUAACUAUGGGAUAUGAGGGGAACAUUGGAGGUAUGGAGAGAAUACAGCAACUUAAGGAAAACAUAAAAUACUUCCGACGGCGACUGAAAGAGAUGGGAUUCAUCAUCUAUGGCAAUGAUUUCUCUCCGGUGAUCCCUGUGCUCCUCUAUAUGCCCGCUAAAGUGUCUGCUUUCAGCAGAUUUUUGCUUAAGAAAAAGAUCUCAGUGGUGGUUGUUGGAUUUCCAGCUACUUCCCUGCCAGAAGGUCGGGCCAGGUUCAGCAUGUCCUCUGCACAUACUCGGGAGAUGUUAGACACAGUUUUGGAAGUCGUUGAUGAGCUCGGUGAUCUCCUGAACGUGAAAUAUUUCCCACUCAAGAAAUCAGGGCGUGCUAUACUCUACAAUAAGGAGGGUUUUGACAAUGAAGCAAGCUUUGAAGAGAUGCACUCUGAACCGGAAGCCUAAGUUCCUGACUCCAAAUGGAACAUAAAGACUGCCAGAAAGACCUCCCUCCCUCUUUAUCUCGAAAGUAAUAUAAUUGUAUUUUACCCCUUCUGAGGACAAUUUCAUUUUCCAAACAGGCUUAAUUGGAAAAGGGAAAUAAUCAUUUAUUUAAUGUCUCAAGCCUGCUGCUACAAAGCAAAAUAAUAUAAUUCUAGAUUUCAGUUUUCCCUCUCCUUUGCUAUAAAUACACACAUGCGUACAAAUGGCA